This is a messenger RNA of Agelaius phoeniceus (red-winged blackbird), 1859 nucleotides long. It is a transcript of the gene OPRM1, whose product is annotated as opioid receptor mu 1. NCBI's taxonomy places the organism in Eukaryota, Metazoa, Chordata, Aves, Passeriformes, Icteridae. Gene Ontology annotation, cellular component: neuron projection; plasma membrane. The record is from RefSeq and is a predicted model, not a curated record. Gene Ontology annotation, biological process: sensory perception of pain; G protein-coupled opioid receptor signaling pathway; neuropeptide signaling pathway. Gene Ontology annotation, molecular function: G-protein alpha-subunit binding; G-protein beta-subunit binding; beta-endorphin receptor activity.
AUGGCUGUCGCCUACCUGCUGGGAAACGGCUCCGCGCCGCUCCUCGCCGGCGCCCUGGAGGUCCCGUUCGCCGCCAAUGCCUCCGCCUGCCGCCCGCCCUGCCCGGCCUGGGGCAACGCCUCGGCGGCGCUGGGCUGGAACCGCUCCGAGCCCUGCGGCGGCGGCAAUGGCAGCGCGGGCGGCGGCGGGCCCUGCGCGCCCGCGGGCGGCGGCCCCUCCGUGGUCACCGCCAUCGCCAUCAUGGCCCUCUACUCCGUGGUCUGCGUCGUGGGGCUCUUCGGCAACUUCUUGGUCAUGUAUGUCAUCGUCAGGUACACGAAAAUGAAGACUGCCACCAACAUCUAUAUUUUCAAUCUUGCAUUGGCAGAUGCCCUAGCAACAAGUACUCUGCCAUUCCAGAGCGUGAAUUACUUGAUGGGAACCUGGCCCUUUGGUACCAUCCUCUGUAAGAUUGUUAUAUCCAUAGACUACUACAAUAUGUUCACCAGUAUCUUCACUCUCUGCACCAUGAGUGUGGAUCGCUACGUGGCUGUUUGCCACCCAGUUAAGGCCCUUGAUUUCCGCACCCCCCGAAAUGCCAAAAUUGUCAAUGUCUGCAACUGGAUUCUUUCCUCUGCCAUUGGCCUGCCAGUUAUGUUCAUGGCAACUACUAAAUACAGGCAUGGCUCAAUUGACUGCACCCUUACAUUCUCCCACCCUGCUUGGUACUGGGAGAACCUCCUGAAAAUCUGUGUGUUCAUCUUUGCCUUCAUCAUGCCGGUGCUGAUCAUUACGGUGUGUUACGGGCUGAUGAUUUUACGCCUGAAGAGCGUCCGCAUGUUAUCCGGCUCCAAAGAGAAGGACAGGAACCUGAGGAGAAUCACCCGGAUGGUUCUUGUGGUGGUGGCAGUGUUCAUUGUCUGCUGGACUCCCAUCCACAUUUAUGUUAUCAUUAAAGCCCUGGUCAACAUCCCAGAAACUACUUUCCAGACUGUCUCCUGGCACUUCUGUAUUGCUCUAGGGUAUACAAAUAGCUGCCUUAAUCCGGUCCUUUAUGCAUUUCUAGAUGAGAAUUUCAAAAGGUGUUUCAGAGAGUUCUGCAUCCCCACUUCCUCAACCAUUGAGCAGCAAAACUCCACCCGAGUCCGACAAAACACUCGUGACCAUGCUUCCACUGCCAACACUGUGGAUAGGACUAACCACCAGUUGGAACUUCAAGAAGCUGAAACUACUCCAGUGCCGUGACAGGGUCUCCCGCUGCAUGGCUCUCAGAGCAGUGGCCACUGCCACGGUGGGCUAGUGGGAACAUGUAGGAUUUGCUUUCCCUCAAAAACAAAAUACCACAGAGGAAAGUGCCUGCUUUUCCAGUCUGUCAAAAAUUGCUUCUGCAGCACAUCUGCAUUGCACUUAACAGAAGCAUGAAAUGUAACAGCGAGCAGAGCCAGAAGAUACAGGGGCCUUUCCAGGCUCCAGUGUUCAAAGCAUUCCUGUUUACCAGGAGCACAUACAUUAGUCUAAAACAAAGCUACUGUGCCUGUAGCAACCUGACAUGCUCUUGGUAAGUUACAGUGGUGUUAAAACAGGUUGGAAACAAAAAUUCAAACGCUAGACAACUGUAGUUUGAAAAAUAAGGUGAGCUUUUGAGGAUGGAAAAUAAUGGGAUAUGAAGUUGUAAUACUGUUGGGUACACUCUAUUUACUCUUAAAAUUUAUUUAUAGAGGUGUUUUCUGUGCAGGUUGUUUACGUGCUGAAGUCUCAUGAGGUCAUGUAGAACAACACAUUUUUAGUUCAAGAGGUCUUCUCUUGCAAGGGUUGCAUGUUUUGCAGUUUCAAAGGAAAAUUUUUUUUCAGUGAUCCCUUAAAAAAAAAAAAACAAAGAA